Messenger RNA from Phodopus roborovskii (desert hamster), 1908 nucleotides. RefSeq names its product LysM domain containing 1 (gene Lysmd1). The transcript has 3 exons. NCBI's taxonomy places the organism in Eukaryota, Metazoa, Chordata, Mammalia, Rodentia, Cricetidae. Bases 258 to 938 code for a protein of 226 amino acids. The record is from RefSeq and is a predicted model, not a curated record.
GGGAAGAUGUUUAUGGGCAAGGAGCUUGAGGAAGGAGAAAUGUAACCCGCCUGGCAGCCUUCUUAGGGUACGGGCUGUGACCCCAAGCUCGGUAAGCGGCAGCAAGUGUACUGGUGUAGUCUCUCGAGAGCCGGGAGACUACAGAGAGACGUGAAAAGGAAUUCCCUGAAUAUCUGUUAUUCCUGGGGUUCGGCCCUCACUGUUGGUCGCUUAGCCGAGCUCUCCUCAGUUGUGACUCUAGAUCUUGGCAUCUUGAGAUGGCUUCUCCCUCUAGACAGCCCCCACUUGGGGGGUCAGGGCUGUUGCAUGGGAGCCGCACUCGUUCUUAUGGAAGCCUGGUACAAUCAUCUUGCUCCCCGGUGAGAGAAAGACGCCUGGAGCAUCAGCUGGAGCCUGGAGACACCCUGGCUGGACUAGCACUCAAAUAUGGGGUGACGAUGGAACAGAUUAAACGGACAAACCGCCUUUAUACUAACGACUCCAUCUUUCUGAAGAAAACUCUCUACAUCCCCAUCCUGACAGAGCCCAGAGAUCUAUUUAAUGGUUUGGAUUCUGAGGAGGAAGAUAAUGGAGAGGAAGAGGUACGGCUAAGUAAGGAUGGUGGUGGUUCACGUUCAGCAAAGAGGAAGAAUCAAGAGUCAGGUUCAGGCCCGGCCAACGGCGAAGCCCUCCCACCUCACCAGGAAACCUCCAUACCCAUCCAUGACCUUUCUGCCUCUGAUUUCCUUAAAAAACUCGACUCACAGAUCAGUCUGUCCAAGAAGGCUGCUGCCCAGAGGCUGAGGGAAGGGGAAAGUGGGAUACCGGAGGAGGGCGCAGGUCUCCACCUCAGCUCCCCUAGGAUGCAGCAGCGAGCAGUCCUCGGUCCCGUGCCACUGACCCGGACCUCUCGGGCCCAGACAUUGCGGGAUCAGGAAGAUGAAAUCUUCAAACUCUGAUGUCCCAGAACUGAUGAGAAGCAGGGUGUUGAAGGGAGGGCUGAGGGGGAGGAGGCUGAGGCGGGGCUCAAGCAGGGCUUCCCAGCCUGCUUCACCCCUCUCUGGCCAUCUUGCCCAGCCUUUUGGUGGAGACUUCCUCAGCCGGGGAUACUUUCUGGCAAGAGUGGGGGAUGGGAACAGAGCUCUUCCCAGUUCUGAAUCUAGUGCUCUCCUUUAGAUUCAAAGGCUCCUUUACACCCUUGCUGUCCCUUUCACCGUUUCCUGGUUAGAGCAGGGCAGCACAGACCCUCCCCCAUCUCUAAUGAUGCUACCUAAUUUAUUUGGUGCUAUAUUGAAGUGAUAUUUAUUUGCUAGAUCUAACUCCUUCCUCCUCCUAACUGAAAAAUGUGAUUUCUGUGUCACUGAAGAGAUGGAAAUCCAGGGAGAGGGCUGGCUGGCUGGCUGCCUGUCUUUCCCACCUCCCUAGCCGAGCAUGUUACUGAGGCCAGGAGAGUCGGGAAACUCAUGCGCUGUCUUUCCCACUCAAGGUAAAGGAUAGGGGCUCGGUCAUAACUGAGCAACUCCCUGGGACCCUUUACAACUCUUGGCUCUGAGGAGCAGCAGUGGGGUAGGAUGCUGCCUGCCUGAGCUCCAGUCCAUCACCCACCUUCCGCUCCUCUGCUUGGCCUGUGGUGGGGCCAAGGGGUGGAAGAGGAGGCCUUGGGGUUCGAGGAGGCAGUUGCAGAACAUGUUCCCAGCCUGUCUAUGCCUGGCUCCUCACUGCAUAUUUAUCCAUAAUCUGUAGCCCUGGAUCUGUCGUAUGGUUUGUCUUUUGUUCCUUAAGCUGAAGAAUGUGUGGCAACUCAGUACUUCGGGAGUCGCCCGACUCCUGCUCAGGAAUGGGGGACGGUGAGGCGAUUGUUGUUUCCAGACCUCUCCUCUACAUCCAGUCUGAGUACGGAGCUAGAGAUUAAACAGUGAGCCCUGUGCA